Messenger RNA from Trichosporon asahii var. asahii CBS 2479, 423 nucleotides. RefSeq lists its product as uncharacterized. The coding region runs from base 1 to 423 and encodes 140 amino acids. The record is from RefSeq and is a predicted model, not a curated record. Lineage: Eukaryota; Fungi; Basidiomycota; Tremellomycetes; Trichosporonales; Trichosporonaceae. The transcript has a single exon.
AUGGUCUUCGGCUUCGGUAGCAACGAUCCCGCCAAGAUCGCCUGGCAGAACCUCGAGCAGGCUACCGCCCGAGGGAUUAGCUCAAUCGACAAGCGUGAAGCGGCGGCCAAAAUCUUCCACCAGGAGAAGGGCCAUGUUCACGGCGCCCUCAUGUUGGCCCUGUACUACCGCGCGACCAUUCUUUCCCGCGACUACGAAGCUGAGGAGGCUUACAAGGCGUGGCAGGAGAUGCUCGGUCGCUGCGAGAAGUACGGCCGCGCAAAGGUCGACCCUUUCGGUCUCGAGGUCAAGGGCAAGGAGAACUGGUACAUCUUCCAGCGUAACCAGGCCGCAGAAUGUCGCGAGUCAUCCAACGCCGCCGACCAGGAGUAUGUCAAGGCGUUUGUCGAGGACUGGAACAACAAGCAUGGAGCUCCUCAGUGA